Pollicipes pollicipes is the source of this 4713-nucleotide messenger RNA. Its product is annotated as alpha-1-macroglobulin-like. Lineage: Eukaryota; Metazoa; Arthropoda; Thecostraca; Pollicipedomorpha; Pollicipedidae. Gene Ontology annotation, cellular component: extracellular region. The record is from RefSeq and is a predicted model, not a curated record. Gene Ontology annotation, molecular function: endopeptidase inhibitor activity.
GGGACAAAACCAUCACCCGUCGACGUCUGCGCCAAGUACACCUUUGGUCAGCCGUUGAUUGGAGCCACCGUAACGAUGUCUGUCACGGACGGUUCCAACCCAAACGAACGCGUCAAAGUCGGCGACACUCUCUCGACGGACGAGACAGGCUGUGCAUCGUCUGAUCUGAUUAUGGAUGAACUGUUCGCUCGCUUGGUGUCGACCUCAGCAUGAACGUCACUGUGGAGGAGUUUGGCACGGGUCUCAGCCAAUCAGAGAUGAGACCAGUGCACAGAGACAUCUCCAGAACCGUCUCGGCCUCCGUUCCGGACAACGCACAGCUGUUCAUCAAGCCCGGCCUGCCCUACUACGGCCGGCUCCACGUCAAAGAGAGGGAUGGCUCGCCUUUCGCUGAAAAAAUCGUGGAGAUCUGCUUCGAAGCCAAGUACAAGGAGAAAGCCGCCGUGCAGAGCGGGGUGGACCCGCCGAGGACUCCUGACGAUGGCUUUUUUCUCGCUUAUAAAAGGCACUCGGAGCUUGUGCGAACCAAGUUCGGCUACACGCCGCUGAUCUGGGAGACGGAGCCUCCGCAGCGGCUCUCGAUGGCCAUCCAGUGCCGCGACUUCAUCACUGACAGCCAGGGCCGCGUCGUCUACUUCAUCCCGCCGCAAGCGCCGCUCGUGGACAGUGUUGACGUCAGGCUGACCGGGCGCCACGGCGGCAGAGCCCUCAGCCGCGAACUCGUGGCUUUCGUCUCCCCCUCCAACUCCUACCUAACCAUCGACGCCCACCUGCUGCCCGACGAACUGCCAUGCCGCGGUGACGUCACCGUCCAGCUGCUGACGUCAUUGGAGACGGACGUGCCGCCAAUGGUGUAUCAGGUGAUGACGCGCGGCCAGAUCCUGCAAUCGGGCCAGGUGUCCAUCUCGAACCUGACGCUGUCAGUGACGCCGAACAUGAGCCCGCAGUUCAAGCUGCUGGUGUUCUUCGUGCUGGACUCGGGCGAGGUGGUGAGCGACGCGGUUGUCCUCAACGUGGAGAAGUGCUUCAACAACCAGGUGGACGUCAGCUGGGACAAGCAGACGGCCCGGCCCGGGGAGUCCGCCUCCUUCACCGUCAGCGCCUCGCCCGACUCCGUGUGCGGCGUUAGCGCCGUGGACCGGAGCACAGAGCUGCUGGGCACCGACAACCAAAUCACCGUGGAUGGCGUGUUUGCCCGUCUCCGGCAGUUUGUCUCACAGGCCCAUGACACGCCAGUGCAGGUGACCACGGAGGACUACUGCCUAACGCAGCAGAUUAGCGUGGUUAACACCUUGCUACGGAGCGGUGUCUCGAUUGAGGAGCUGGGAGAGGACGCCAUGCGAUCCUUUACAAGGCAUGGCAGCAUCAGACUCCAGAAACCGGGACGAAGCAGAGACCCGCCCAGCUUCAGAACCGACCGGCUCGACGCGCUCAAGGCAUUCGACGAGACGGGCUUUCUGGUGAUGAGCAACCUGGUUCUGGAGACGAGAACCUGCUACAAACUCAUGCCGCCCCCUCCGGUACUGAUGGAAGAUGGUGUAUUCCUGCUGGAUGUCUUCACCACGGUUAUCCCCCCCUUCCUCCAGGGCUCUCCUCUCUGUAUUCUGCAGGCUUAUAAAGCCAUUGCCAUCAUGGGACAUGCGAGGAACAAGUGGAGGCUUUGGAUGAAUAAUUUUAACUCCAUGAUAGAUACUGUCGUGUGGUUAUGCUCUGAUAUUUUUGAAACGAAUAUAACCCGUUUCAUGAUGUGUGAUUCAUAUUUGCGUGAGCGGCUUUUGCCCGUGACCCUGCUGAACCCCGUUGAUCUUGCUGUCACCAUCCAGAGGAGAAUCGGCUUCUCAGCACAAGACUUCGGCUUUCUUAGAAAGACACAACCAGAUUCCAGAGCAGGUAUAGCAGGUCAAGCUGGUGAAGCAGAGUUUCCAGCAAGUCCGCCCGAGGGGGCUCCCAUCGGGGACCAGGUUCGGGACUUCCUCCCAGAGGCAUUUCUCUUCUCCAUCGAGACGCUUGGUCCGGAGGGCACCAAAGUGCUGGCCCAGAACAUGCCCGACACCAUCACAUCGUGGGUUGGCUCAGCCAUCUGCUCCCACCCCCAGGACGGGUUCGGUGUCUCCAACAAGUCAAACAUCAGGACAUUCAAGCCGUUCUUCACGGAGGUCACGCUGCCGUACUCCGUGAAGCGAGGAGAGAUUCUGAACAUGCCGUCAACCGUCUUCAACUUCCUCAACUCCAGUCUGUCGGUGUACCUGGAGCUGGCAGCGUCGAAUGAUUAUUCGCCGGCGAACGAAGUCUCGCCCGCGGGCAUUGCCCUCUGUGUGCCGGCGGGCGGCUCCAAGGUCAGACACUUUCCGCUGACCUUCGCCUCCCUGGGCGAGGUCAACAUUACCGUCACGGCCAGACUCCGAGACGGCAACUGUGAUCAGCCCAACGCCGUCGGCCCCGGCAGUGACACGAUCAUCCGUCCGCUAGUGGUCAAGCCCGAGGGAUUCCCGCAGGAGGAGACGACGUCGCGGUUCGUGUGCCUGGACCGGGGAGCUGAGCCUCACGUGGAGCGGAUCCCGAUGGUGGCUCCUGAAGGCCUGGUGCCGGAUUCUGAGCGGGCCUAUUUCUCCAUAGUGGGGGAUCUGCUCGGACCCUUCCGUCAGAACCUGGGUCGCCUGUUGGACAUCCCGACCGGUGGAGGAGAGACCAACAUGUUGGCCUUCGUGCCGUACAUCACCGUGAGGGCGUACCUGGAGCAAACCGGACUGCUGACUCGCCGGGACCGGGACCGGACCACCAAUGGCAUGAGACAAGGGUAUCAGUCACAGCUGCGGUACAGACGCCCGGACGGCUCGUACUCCUCGUUCGGCCAGGACGACCCUGAAGCCUCGCUGUGGCUCACCGCUCUCAUCGUGAAAUCCCUUAAGGAAGCGUCCGAGUACAUCGAUAUCGACAAGGAGUCGACCAAGAAAAGUGUGAGCUGGCUGGUGCAGCAACAGCAGGAUGACGGCUGCUUCCCCCUCCUCGGCAGCGUCAUUCACAAAGAGCUAAAGGGCGGCGCAGAGCGGGGCGGUCCAGCUGCCCUGACGGCGUUCGUCAUGCUCGCCAUCGGGACCGACAACAGCAGCAGUGUGGAUAGAGGCUUCACCUGCCUGGAACAGGGCAUCAGUCUGACCAGCAAGACACUGUACGCCGAGGUGCUGCUGGCCUACACACACGUGACACUGGGCCGGGAACAGCGCGGCCAGCAGCUGGUCUCCGCCCUGAUGCAGAAGGCCAAGACGGACGGACCGGACGCCCUCUUCUGGGAAGGCGAUCGCCGUUCCAUCUACGGCGGCAGUCGGGCGGUGGACAUUGAGAUGACGGCAUACAUGGUGCUCUCCCUGGUCCAGCUCUCGGGUCAGGAGAACAUGGAGCAGGCGGCGCGGGCCGUCAAGUGGAUCAACAGGCAGCGUAACAGACUGGGCGGCUGCCUAUCCACACAGGACACCAUCGUGGCGCUGCAGGCGCUGACAGAGUUCGCCAAACGCACUUUCUCCUCCGAGUUAUCCACUCGUGUGACGGUUAGCGCUGGCGGACCCCCCUCCACAUUGGUGGUGGACUCGUCCAACCGCCUGCAGCUGCAGCAAGAAAAGGUGGCGGACUUUGAGCUGCCAGCUGAGGUCACCUUCACCGUCACCCCGGCCGGCUGCGUCACCUACCGCACCAGCCUCCGCUACUCCAGCCGCGCUCGAGUGCCAAAGCCAGCCUUCUCGCUGGCGAUGACCUCGGAGGCUCGCCCCAGCCGCUCUCCAGGUAGUUCGUAUGAGCUGGAGGUGUGCUCCGCCUACAUCGGGGACUCUGGCGAAUCGGAGCGCGUCGUGCUGGAGGUGGAGAUGCCCUCGGGCUAUAUUGCCGUCAGCAGCACACUGAGAAGUCUCCGACGCAUCGGCGUGGUGCGGAAGUAUGACUUCAGGAAUGGUAAGGUGACCUUCACGCUGUCUAAGGUCACCGAGGAGAAGGUGUGCCUCAAGUUCCGUAUCAUCCGAGAGAACGAGGUGGAUGGCCUGAAGCCGUCGGUGGUGCGGGUCUACGACCUCUUCAGGCCUGAGGACCGCAAUAUUCUGGAGUACGAGCUCUCGUCUGCGUUUGCUCCCGCCGCUUGAGGCUUCUGAUAAAGACCUGUCGUGCCUCUUACCGAUUAUCGAAGAGACGGAAACGUGUCGCUCAGGCUUAGCCAGAAGUCUUCAGCAAACAUCCAAGUUCACAAAUAUUGAUGGGCAUGUGUCGAAUGGCUUUCAACCAAGGACUGCAGGGCGCAUAUGCUACGAAAUUUUCAAAACGGCCCCGGUAGACAAAUUGUGCGUGUGAAAACAGCAUUUAUGCUACUAACGUUGAGAGUGCGGGACACGGACAGCUGAAACAAAGUGGUCGACGCUUUCAUGCAUGGGGCGCGACUCGCAAAUACUAACCACUAAACUAUAAAACUAUCAUACUAACUACUAAAAGCAAAUACUCUGUAGAAAUAUGCCUUGAAAAACAUUAACGCUUUUGCGCGCUUUAUGAAGUACUUGUUUGUGGUUGUUAAUGCAAACCGCUGAGAUGAAUUUAUACAUCGCCUUACCGUUUUAUUCUGUAUGAGUGGUGCUCUCGGCACUGUGUGACUUUUGAUUCCUACUUGCAAUCGCGUAAGGGCGUUUGUGCAGGCACCGCAAUUUUAGAAAUGUGAAGAAAUACAUUUGGCUCUUUGCA